This is a messenger RNA of Arvicanthis niloticus (Nile rat), 4084 nucleotides long. It is a transcript of the gene Znf652, whose product is annotated as zinc finger protein 652. NCBI's taxonomy places the organism in Eukaryota, Metazoa, Chordata, Mammalia, Rodentia, Muridae. Gene Ontology annotation, molecular function: RNA polymerase II cis-regulatory region sequence-specific DNA binding; DNA-binding transcription activator activity, RNA polymerase II-specific. Gene Ontology annotation, cellular component: nucleus. Gene Ontology annotation, biological process: regulation of transcription by RNA polymerase II. The record is from RefSeq and is a predicted model, not a curated record.
UCCAAGUCCCUUGUAGUUUUCUUCAAAAGAAGAUCAGGAGUGUUCUGCUCUUGCCGUAAGAACAGCUCUGUUUGACUUAACGUGUUGUUGGUGCUGUGACACAGGAAGAACUGCAUGCAGGCCCAGGAGUUUCUUGUUAUCACUUCUUGAGUAGUUAGUGCUCUGUGGAUGGAGAAAGAUUCCAGUCUUAAUUGUCCUGUUUUCAAGGUGUUCUGUGUAGUCUGAACUGGGUCAUUUCCCCAUGAGCUACACAGCCAGUCCUUGUCAGGAGCUGGUUGAACCCUGUGCAGUGCAUGCAGAAGGAAUGGCCCAGGAAGAGAGCCAUCGAAGUCAGGCACCACCCACCUUCUACCAUGGUGCCAGCCAGGAGCUUGACCUGUCCACCAAAGUGUAUAAAAGGGAGUCUGGAAGCCCUUACUCUGUGCUGGCAGACACCAAGAUGAGCAAACCACAUCUCCACGAGACCGAGGAGCAGCCAUAUUUCAGGGAGCCAAGGGCAGUGUCUGAUGUGCACACUGUCAAGGAAGACCGGGAGAAUUCUGAUGACACGGAAGAGGAGGAGGAAGUCUCUUACAAAAGGGAGCAGAUCAUAGUGGAGGUAAACCUUAAUAAUCAAACGUUAAAUGUAUCUAAAGGGGAAAAGGGUGUCUCUUCUCAGUCCAAAGAGACUCCUGUUCUUAAGACAAGCAGCGAGGAAGACGAAGAGACUGAGGAGGAGGCCACAGAUAAUAGCAGUGACUACGGAGAGAACGGACGGCAAAAGAAAAAGGAGAAGCAAGUGGAGAAAGUCAGGGUUACACAAAGGCGAACCCGGAGAGCUGCCUCUGUUGCCGCAGCUACCACUUCCCCUACACCCCGCACAACUCGAGGCCGUAGGAAGAGUGCAGAGCUACCCAAGAGGAAGAAGCGGGCUGCUAAGGAGCCUAAAGCGCCAGUACAGAAAGCUAAGUGUGAAGAGAAAGAGACUCUCACCUGUGAGAAGUGCCCCAGGGUGUUUAAUACUCGCUGGUACCUGGAGAAGCACAUGAACGUUACUCACAGGCGCAUGCAGAUCUGUGAUAAAUGUGGCAAGAAGUUUGUCCUGGAAAGUGAGCUGUCCCUUCACCAGCAAACAGACUGUGAAAAAAACAUUCAGUGUGUCUCCUGUAACAAAUCCUUCAAGAAACUCUGGUCCCUUCAUGAACAUAUCAAGAUUGUCCAUGGAUAUGCAGAAAAAAAAUUUGCCUGUGAGAUUUGCGAGAAGAAGUUCUAUACCAUGGCUCAUGUACGGAAACACAUGGUUGCACACACAAAAGACAUGCCAUUUACAUGUGAGACCUGUGGAAAGUCUUUCAAGCGCAGUAUGUCACUCAAGGUGCACUCCUUGCAGCAUUCUGGAGAGAAACCCUUCAGGUGUGAGAACUGCGACGAGAGGUUCCAGUACAAGUACCAGCUCCGCUCACACAUGAGCAUCCACAUCGGGCACAAGCAGUUCAUGUGCCAGUGGUGCGGCAAGGACUUCAACAUGAAGCAGUACUUCGACGAGCACAUGAAGACGCACACUGGAGAGAAACCUUUUAUCUGUGAAAUCUGUGGCAAAAGCUUCACCAGUCGACCCAACAUGAAGAGGCACCGCAGAACUCACACAGGCGAGAAGCCCUACCCCUGUGAUGUGUGCGGUCAGCGGUUCCGCUUUUCCAACAUGCUAAAGGCCCACAAGGAGAAGUGCUUCCGAGUGACCAGCCCAGUGAAUGUGCCGCCAGCUGUCCAGAUCCCACUGGCCUCAGCUCCAGCUGCUCCCGCUCCAGCCGUGGCCAACACUCCCACCAGUCCAGCCCCUGCAGUCAGUAUGAACCCCGUGGGUGGCGCGCUUCCCUCAAGACCUGUCCCGCACCCGUUCUCGCACCUGCACAUUCACACGCAUCCACACCACCCGCACCACCUUCCCAUCCCUCCUGUGCCUCACCUGCCCCCACCUCCAGCCCUCUUCAAGAGUGAGCCCCUAAACCACAGAAGCCAGAGCGAGGACACCUUUCUCAGGCACCUGGCAGAGAAGAACAGCGCAGCCCAGGCCCAGCAUCAUUAGCACCAGCCAGUGUCAUCCCCGCGGUGAGUUGGCAGAAGGGGUGCAGCUGUACUUCUCUGGGAUCUUCCUGUCUCCAUGGCCUCCUUCAGGGCCUUCACCAUUGUCCUGGUGAGCCAUCAGACUGACCUGAGGGAGUGAAGAAGAAGACUGCCCUUGAAACCAGGGGAACCACCGAACUAAAGCCCAAUUUGCUUGCAUUUUCUGAUGACUUUUAUAAAUUUCAGAUACUGUGACUGUGGGAUUUUAUAAUUUCAUAUCAGCGGAUGAGGUAUGCUUGCUUUUAUAUCCCGGUCUUCUCCUCAAAGAGGGGAUGGGCCUGGUUUCCUUUAUACUAAUCGGGAAGGCUGUGAGAUUAAUCUGGAGCAUUAACUGUAUCACUGUGUAUUGUAAUGAAUUCUUUUCAGCUUUUGGUGCUGGCUGCAGAGUCGAGCUGGCCGCGUUUCACACAAUAUCAAGCAUUAUAGAGAAGAUGGGAAUUUUCUUCUUUGUGUAGCUCUUUUAACACACUCUUUAUUUUACUACAGAAAUUAUUUUAGAGUUUUUGUAUAGACUUUAGUAGUCUGUUUCUAAAAUGAGAUGUAUUUCAAUAAGCUGUGUAAUUUUUUCAGUGUAGCUAAACCCAUGUUGUAAAAUAGAUAAAUUUUUAUAAUCAUCAAAAUGUGAUUCUUAAAGAUGCAUAUAAUAACUUCUAUUUCAAAUGUAUUCUUACAUCCGUACAACUCAAAGGUGCUUCUGAGACUGGAUGGAUCUGAGCAGGUCAGCAGAUCAGGUACAAAAGCAAGGUUCAGUACAAAGUCAGUCCUCAGUGAAUUGAAAGCCUCUGCUGGACAUUCAGUCCAUUGGGCUCAUGGAUACACCCAACACUGGUGUCCCUUUGGACUACACUGUGGAUUCAGCGGGAUGGUGCGAGGGAAUAGGGUCACCCAGAGUUAGCCGGGUUUGCAAAUGUGAAUGGCAUUUGUGAAUGAGUACCCUCAGGAGGAUGUGGCGUUUCCUUGGAUCACAUCUGUUUCUCGCUUUUCUUAGGAACUGUGUUGUGCUCAGCUGUUAGGGGAAGAUGAAUUGGAAUCUCUUACUUGAGGUUCCUGUGUUUUCCAAGAGUUGUUAGAAGAAGUUAAUAUGGUGAAUUGAAAUCAUAAACAUAAUUGCUGAUAGUGACUGAGAAAUGUGGAUGAGAAGACAAGUUGGCUUUUGAGUUUUAAAACAUCUGCGGUCUCUAAAGUGUGGAUGUCCACAGUUGAUGAGUAUCUGCCAUUUAAACUGUAGUGAGAGGAAACCCUCGAUACUGCUGCCUGCCUCGGCAGAGGAGGGAGACCGCAGCAUCUUAGGUGAGGAGUGGCAGCUUACUUGGUCAAGACUUAGGGCACUUCCACAGAGCGUGGUCAUUCUGGAGUGGAUUAUAUGGAAGGCCAAAGAGAGGGGCUAACAUGGUAUUUUCAGUCAGCUGCCGUGUACACGGCACAGCUCCAUGUUCUGUGCUCGUCUUCUUCUCCUCAGAGGCUGAGUUCCAAGAAUGGUCACUGCCUUCCCCCUCUCCUCAUCUCUCUACCCUCAGGCUCCUAAAUCAGAACCUUAGCUGUUAUUUAUUUAUCUUUGAUAUUAAAUGUGCAGAUAUACGUCACGCACUUUUUUUCUGGCUACUUAACUCUGCAGUGGGGACACACAGACUCUGGACUGAGGUUAGGUUCCUGCUUUUAAGUAUCACACUCUAAAUUAGUUUUUUUUUGGUUUACUAUUUCUAGAUUUACUCCAGUUUUGCCCUUGUCUUCUGUAAACAUAGGAAAAAUUGUGUGCCGAGUCAAGAAAGUAUCUCAGGACACACUUUCCCUACAGUUUCUAGCUAUGAAUUUUAAUGAAUGGUAUUUUUAAUAUUUAUAUACAUUCUUGGAGCCCUCAUAUACCCAAGGCAAACAAGGAAGCAGAUUCCUUUUUUGAAUGUCGUGACUUAGAAGUCACCCCCCAUUUACCUCCACAGUUUCCUUUGCCUCCUGUGAGAAGUCUGCAAAUCCACACUUUCAU